UUGCAAUCAAUAGCUACUACAGAGUGAACGGCUUUCCCUCCGCACUGAAAAGAAAUACAGAAACCAAACCCAAAUAAAAUAAUAACAAUAUCAUCGAUAUGAUGUUCCAAACUUUAACCCUCUGCUGCCUGGCCCUGGUCGCUGGCAUUGCGGCCAACACGGUAUCCACCAACGAGACAGACUGUCCACUAUUCUGCGCUGCCGUCUAUCGCCCGGUGUGCGCCACUGAUGGAAAGAUCUUCAAGGAAUUCGCCAGCGCCUGCAACCUUAAGUCUGACAACUGUCGCCGCGAACGCAACAAAAUUUCGCCUUAUACUGAAACCGAUGCCGCUUGGUGCAGCUCCGAGUUGGUGGACAAUCUGCACGAGAAAUUGGGCAGCUUCAGGCUGGAUCGUGAAGAGUGCUUCAAGCCCUGCUCGAUGAUCUACCAACCGAUCUGUGUGACCAAUGGCAAAUAUCGUGCCCAGCUGAGCAACGUCUGCCUUUUGGAGACCUUCAACUGCGCUCUGGCGGCCGCCAGCGCCCAGCCCACAGAACUGCUGCGUGUCCUGCGCGACACGACCUGCUAGGAAAGCAUCUAAAUCUGAACGGAACAAUACAGGCUUCAAUUGUUUGAAAUAAAAUUCUUUUUGUUUGGAAAAGUA
Molecule: messenger RNA, 644 nt
Organism: Drosophila obscura
Lineage: Eukaryota; Metazoa; Arthropoda; Insecta; Diptera; Drosophilidae
Gene: Kaz-m1
Product: enhancer of split M1 protein
Exons: 2
Coding region: 99-569 (156 amino acids)
Molecular function (GO): protein binding
Source: RefSeq, a predicted model, not a curated record